Salarias fasciatus (jewelled blenny) is the source of this 1940-nucleotide messenger RNA. It is a transcript of the gene impdh1a, whose product is annotated as IMP (inosine 5'-monophosphate) dehydrogenase 1a. Gene Ontology annotation, molecular function: IMP dehydrogenase activity. The transcript is spliced from 16 exons. Gene Ontology annotation, biological process: GTP biosynthetic process. NCBI's taxonomy places the organism in Eukaryota, Metazoa, Chordata, Actinopteri, Blenniiformes, Blenniidae. Bases 56 to 1933 code for a protein of 625 amino acids. The record is from RefSeq and is a predicted model, not a curated record. Gene Ontology annotation, cellular component: cytoplasm.
UUGUGUGGAAGGUGGUGGUGGCUCUGCGGAGGAGGAAGCCCUGGAUCUCUUAGAGAUGGAGGGUCAUGGUUAUGACCGCUUUGGAGAAGGUGAGAGAGACACUUACCAGAUUGACUACCGAAGGAUUGUUGGGGACACGGAGCCAGCCCGGCCGCGUAUCUCAAGCAGAGAAGCAGAGCAACCUCACCCCUAUGGGGCCUUUGCCCACCCGACGGCACACGGACACGGGCACGAGACUGCAGCUCAGCGGUACAGCGCCACGCGUAUCCAAGCUGGAUAUGAACCGGAGAGCAUGGCUGAUUAUUUGAUCAGUGGAGGCACAGGUUACGUUCCUGAGGAUGGACUCACAGCUCAACAACUUUUUGCCAUUGGUGAUGGACUCACGUACAAUGACUUCUUGAUCCUCCCCGGCUUCAUAGAUUUCACUUCUGAUGAGGUGGAUCUAACCUCUGCACUGACAAGAAAGAUUACCUUGAAGACGCCUCUGAUUUCAUCUCCGAUGGAUACAGUCACGGAGUCGUCUAUGGCCAUUGCCAUGGCACUGAUGGGUGGAAUUGGAAUAAUCCAUCAUAACUGUACAGCGGAGUUUCAGGCCAACGAGGUGCGCAAAGUAAAGAAAUUUGAACAGGGGUUUAUCACAGAUCCGGUGGUAAUGAGUCCCCACCACACAGUGGGAGAUGUGUUCGAGGCCAAGAUACGCCACGGUUUCUCUGGGAUCCCAGUUACUGAGACGGGCAAGAUGGGGAGCAAGCUGGUUGGCAUUGUUACCUCCAGAGAUAUAGAUUUUCUCUCUGAAAAGGACCAUGACAGACCCCUGGAAGAGGCAAUGACAAAAAGGGAAGAUCUUGUUGUCGCACCAGCAGGAGUCACACUAAAAGAGGCUAAUGAUAUAUUACAACGCAGUAAAAAAGGUAAAUUACCCAUCGUGAAUGACAGCGACGAGCUGGUUGCUAUUAUUGCUCGGACUGACUUAAAAAAGAACAGAGAUUAUCCACUGGCUUCUAAGGACUCUCGCAAACAACUGCUGUGUGGAGCGGCGAUCGGCACCAGAGAGGACGACAAAUACAGAUUAGACCUCCUCAUGCAGGCCGGGGUCGACGUGGUGGUCCUGGACUCCUCCCAGGGAAACUCAGUUUACCAGAUCAACAUGAUCAACUACAUCAAACAGAAAUAUCCAGAACUGCAGGUAGUUGGAGGAAAUGUGGUCACAGCCGCUCAGGCCAAAAACCUCAUAGAUGCUGGUGUGGAUGCUCUGAGGGUGGGAAUGGGCUGUGGAUCUAUUUGCAUCACUCAGGAAGUGAUGGCGUGCGGACGGCCUCAAGGUACGUCCGUUUACAAGGUUGCAGAGUACGCCAGGCGCUUUGGAGUGCCUGUCAUAGCAGACGGAGGCAUUCAGACUGUCGGCCAUGUGGUGAAAGCUCUCGCUCUUGGAGCCUCCACAGUGAUGAUGGGCUCAUUGCUCGCGGCGACCACUGAGGCUCCGGGGGAGUAUUUUUUCUCAGAUGGCGUGCGUUUGAAAAAAUACAGAGGAAUGGGCUCACUGGAUGCGAUGGAGAAAAACAACAGCCAGAAGCGCUACUUCAGUGAGGGAGACAAGGUGAAGGUGGCUCAAGGAGUCUCAGGAUCGGUCCAGGAUAAAGGCUCCAUCCAUAAGUUUGUCCCUUAUCUGAUUGCUGGAAUCCAACAUGGCUGUCAGGAUAUAGGAGCUAAGAGUUUGUCCAUUUUAAGGUCGAUGAUGUACUCUGGAGAGUUGAAGUUUGAGAAGAGAACCAUGUCUGCCCAGAUGGAGGGAGGAGUCCACGGCCUCCACUCAUAUUCUUUUGUGCCAUUUACGAGAAGCGGCUUUACUGAGGCAGGAGGAAGAGGAAACCCAAGAGCGGGACCGAACGUCCCCGCCCCGGCCACUCUGAGCAGAUGUGCUGGACGGACGUGAUCAAGCC